GGAGACCUGUCAUGAUUGUUGGUUCGAAGCACGUCGCGGUGCGGCAUCGCAUCCGACGACACGCUUUCCAAGCCAUCAAGCAUCAGCAAAACUAUCCAUGGUCAUCAGCUGGGCGAAGACAUCUCAGCACUGACCUGACGCAUGAGCUACACCGUCCGCUGUCUCUUGCACAAGGAGGUGAAGCGAUUUUGCGAGAGAGCUCACCCAACAAGAAAGUCGUGCAAAGCUUCCACGUUCAAACGCUGUGGCGCACUACCAGCCUACCCUUAAUGCACACCCAAACGUGGUCCGCUACUCCACCGGACUUUCCAUCGCGCCCACCUCUGCCUCGCCUCUAUGACCCAAAGGAUAUGCCGAGCGAGAAGGAGUUUCCUAUUCCGAUCGCCAUUUUGCACGCCCUGGCGCACAUCGAGCUCGGCGCCGUGGACAACUACUGGGACACAGUUGUCCGCUUUGAACCGUCGCAAUGCGAUGGCUUGUGUACCCUUCCACGCGACUUUUACGACGACUUUGUCAACGUUGCCUGCGACGAAGCGCGACACUUUGACCUGGUUCGUCGCCGCCUGGAAGAGCUCGGAUCGUUCUACGGGCAGCUCCCUGCACAUCGAGCCCUGUUAUCCCAUGCAAACAACACUCAGAAUUCCCUUGCGUCUCGGUUGGCCGUGAUCCCGCUGGUGCAAGAAGCGCGCGGACUGGAUGCUGGACCACGACUCGUUCACAAACUGAAGUCGAUGGGCGAUUCCGUGUCAGCAGACGUUGUUGCGCAAAUCGUAUUCGAAGAGCGCGGCCACGUGUCCUGUGGGAUGAAAUGGUUUAAGCAUCUGUGCGCGGCGACAGGGCGCGACCCUGUCGCGUAUUUCCACGAGCUGGUCAAAGAGAACUUUCCCGACGGCCUUCCUGGUCCGUUCGACUUGGAAGCCAGGCUUGCGGCCAACAUGGAUCCAGCAUGGUUCCAGCCGUUGGAGAUGCAAAAAAAGCCAACCCACCACCAACCGCCCCCACUAGCCACAACGUCCCCGUCAACCGCGACGCCACGAACCAAGAAGAACGGGUGGACUGUGUUAGUCGCCGGGAGUGUUUGGCCCGAGCGCACGUCGUCCGCCGCUGGUGUUCGCACGGCCGACAUGAUUGGCAUCCUGCUCGACGAAGGAUAUAAUGUCGUGUGCAUAUCUCCCAGUCGACUGAAUAGCCACGCCAAUUUGCUGACAGAAAUGGGAGCCACGUGCGUUCAAGUCGAUCCCAACACGGACACGUUCGCGUCGGUCAUGGCAUCGCUUCCCAUCCACGUCGCAAUCUUCGAUCGAUACAUCGCAGAAGAAAUGUACGGGUGGCACGUGGCCAAGCACAGCCCCCACGCCGUUCGAGUGUUGGAUUUGCAAGAUGUGCACUUUUUGCGCAAAGCACGCGAAUUCCACGUGUGCACAACAAAGGCAGACUUUCGCACGGCGCUCGACCCAUCGAUCGAUGUCGAACCCGUCGUGUCGGUGGUGCUGCGAGAACUUGCGUGCAUCCUUCGCUCCGACUGGACGGUGUACGUGUCGGAUUUUGAAAUAGAACUGCUCGUCCACCGCUUUGACGUACCACGGCACCACCUACGAAAACUGGACUACAUCGUGCGUCCCGACAAGCUGCUUCAGUACUCGUCGAAUUUUCAUGAUCGCCGACACAUUGCUGUCGUUGGAAGCUUCAAGCACUCGCCUAACGUAGACGGCCUGCACUGGCUCAAGGACAGUCUGUGGCCAUCCAUUCGACAAUCGGUGCAUCCUGACACAGAAUUGCACAUCUACGGCUCGUAUGCAUCGGCCAAAGCCACCAAAGCCCUCGAGCGCGGUCAUGACAACAUUCGCGUGAUGGGAUUUUGCAACGACGUGCACGACACUUUGGCCUGUUACCGAUUGAGCCUCGCGCCGCUGCGGUUUGGCGCAGGCAUCAAGGGAAAGAUCAUUGACAGUUGGGUGGCAGGGACGCCAGUGGUGUCGACGUCCGUCGGAGCGGAAGGAAUGAACUACUUGCCGGGCAAGUGGGGAGGUGCUGUAGCAGACACCCCUCGUGAAUUUGCGGAUCGUGUUGCCAAUCUGUACAACGAUGCCGAGACGUGGAAAGCUGCGCACGACCUUGGAAAGACACUGUGCCAGACGCACUAUGAUUUCAACGCGCAAAAGCAAAACUUGCUCAACAUUGUGUCGAGUGGCCAGCAAACCAACUGGGUCGGGCGAGUGCUGUGGUCGAACCAGUUUCGCGCGUCCGAGUUUAUGUCUCGAUACAUUCAAGAGAAGAACAAGAAUAAAGCAGCCGAAUAGGCAGCGCGCGCGCUCUCUCAUGCGUUCAUGAUGUCUGCAGCCAACGCUGUAUAUCGCCUCUACAACCCCCGCCACAACAACAACAACUCAGCACUUGCACACACGCCAACACCUGGUCAAGUACCUGCAGUUGCCCGAUUUCCAACUCCAAGUCGGGACCAUGCAGCGUGUUCGAUUCGUCUACACGAGCGUCACGAGGGCGACGGCCAUAGAGAACCACACGUGGAUGGGUGUCGUUACCGAUCCUGAGCAACCGAAUUUCGUCGGUCGUGAGCUUUGUGCCGUAGUACAAAUUUUCGAGCUUGACGAUGUGGCGCUUUAGCGUCGUGAUAUCUCUGGAAAACCCUUCCAUGUCGAGA
Molecule: messenger RNA, 2659 nt
Organism: Aphanomyces invadans
Lineage: Eukaryota; Oomycota; Saprolegniomycetes; Saprolegniales; Verrucalvaceae
Exons: 7
Coding region: 12-2300 (762 amino acids)
Source: RefSeq, a predicted model, not a curated record